This is a messenger RNA of Ilyonectria robusta, 927 nucleotides long. RefSeq lists its product as uncharacterized. The record is from RefSeq and is a predicted model, not a curated record. The coding region runs from base 336 to 806 and encodes 156 amino acids. The transcript has a single exon. Lineage: Eukaryota; Fungi; Ascomycota; Sordariomycetes; Hypocreales; Nectriaceae.
AUCCAAAAUGGCAAGCUAGGAGAAUAAGUCGAAGGUCGAAAACAUCAGGCUCACCCAACUUACAUGCGAUUUCCACUCCACUCGACAAUAACGCGAAGAGCUACCAAGUGAAGAGGUUAGAUCCUGGGACUCUUUGAAAGGGUGGAGGAGGCCGUGGGUUACCAGAGAUGCGAAGAUGGCAUAAUCAUCGGCACCAAGAUGUCCACCUUUCCUAAGCCGUGCCCAUACUCUGGUCACAACCAACACAGGGCAUAGUACUCCGAAGAUGGCAAUAGGGAUAUAUAGCAUGUGCGCAUUGCUUGCUUCCGAGUCCAAGCUAUCUGUCGCCAUGUUGGAUGAUGGUUGUUGGAAUUGCGUAUGGGGUUGUCAGAAUUCGUCAGGGGGUCGGGGUCAAGUUAAGGAUCGUCGGGAGCUCCAAGUUAUAUGGGGGCACUCUUUCCUGGAAGGAGAAGCAGCGAGAGCCUCCUGUACCUCAGAUAACCAGCUAUGCGUUGAAGGCAGGGGAUCGGGGGCAGUCGACCAGCGUGAACCGGCUCACAAAGACGACAUUCGGGGUGAUAUACAACCCAGAGACGGUCUCACCACUGCGAAGCCUGGGUCGAAAAUUAGGGCAGGUCGUACUGUGGCCCUCUACCUUUGACGAACCCGUACAGAGCGGCGUGUGCGUGUACUUUUCUUCUCGACGACACUCCCACGACGUUUGCUUCGCUGAGGACUUGAUGGAGGGGGGUGUUUCCAAGCAAGCCCAUCCUUGUCGUCAUUCGGAAAUCAGCCGCAGUGGUUCGAGCAUGCGAGUGGGAGGUUAGCAUAAUGAGCAGGCGAAUCGAUCAGGGGGACGAGACGGAAUCCGCUCAUUCAGGGGUCGUGAUGCAAGCUUUACUCCUCUGCGGAGACGGGGAGAGUGGCCUCGAUAGACCGGCCCACGCC